AUGGCGGUUGAGGGUUGGCCCAAGGUGUUUGACCUCAUCAACGACAUCUCCGGUGCGUUGGUCCAGGAACAAUGGGACAACGAGCUCCUCUGCAUUGCCGCUGGUUUCGGUUGCAUUCCCAUCAUGCAACGACUACUCGACACAGCCGUCGCUAACCCCGCCCUGAAGCGCGAACUCCUCCUCCGCGACACCCUCCCUGCUCCGGUCCCAAUGAGCACCAGUGGGUCGGCGAGGCCGCCGCCCUCAACCACCCAGACAGCGAAGGGAAACACCGUUUUCCAAAAGGCGGCUGCUGAUCCAGCGUUUCGAAGGUGUGCGCUUGUCCGGCAGUCAGACGAAACCCCGCUGGGCCAUUUCAUCUUUGCUUCUUCCACGAAUCCCGAUGGUCUCCUAAAUCGUCGCCCGUGAGAUGUUGACUGUGGACUUCUCCCAGAAAUUCAGAAGGUAUUCCUCCGGGUAAAUCAAGGACCCAUUAUCAGAAUCUUUGGGGGUCGUGUAUAUCUUCCGUCG
This is a messenger RNA of Pseudomassariella vexata, 510 nucleotides long. RefSeq lists its product as uncharacterized. The transcript has a single exon. Lineage: Eukaryota; Fungi; Ascomycota; Sordariomycetes; Amphisphaeriales; Pseudomassariaceae. The record is from RefSeq and is a predicted model, not a curated record. Bases 1 to 408 code for a protein of 135 amino acids.